This is a messenger RNA of Macroventuria anomochaeta, 1130 nucleotides long. RefSeq lists its product as uncharacterized. Bases 189 to 1064 code for a protein of 291 amino acids. NCBI's taxonomy places the organism in Eukaryota, Fungi, Ascomycota, Dothideomycetes, Pleosporales, Didymellaceae. Gene Ontology annotation, biological process: peptidyl-glutamate ADP-deribosylation. The transcript has a single exon. The record is from RefSeq and is a predicted model, not a curated record.
CACAACUCAACUAGUGAGAUCGCUCUGUAGUCCUAUCAUCAUGCAUAGUAGCUGCAUACGCUGUUGCUGUGGUAUGAUACUGUAUCGGGUGUAGGUGCAGCUGGAAGGGCGGCUCCAUCUCUUGUUGCCUGCCAUCUAGCAGAGCUGAAGGUAGGUAGGAGGGAGUCAUCCUUCUCACUUUCACUUUAAUGCUGCAUACUCAGUAUCUCUUGUUGGAGUUGUGCAGGCUCUCUUUGACUCUUCCACCCCGCUCACCCGCGCAACGUCUACGAUACACGACCUGCCAUUACCGCCACGAACAGCGCACAACCGUCAUGUCACCCCAACGUGACACCAGCAUCAGGUCCUACUUCAAACCAACAGGUGCAGGCGAUAUCAAAGCAAAAAAUCCAGUCACCGUACCUGAAGCCAUUCCUGGCAAAAGGACGACCUCGGGUACACCACCUCCACCCAAGAAAUUCAAGACCACCACCGAGAACAAACAUCAGCAUCUCGACUACACACAUGUCACAUCUGGCUGGCUUGAUGUGCCGGGCCGACAAGAUGCAGACCAGAAGUCGCUGCAACUUACCUACCACAAGGGCGACAUGUUUGCAGACGUACCGCCCGGCACCGUGUUAGUCCAUGCCUGCAACACCCAAGGUCACUGGGGCGCCGGUAUCGCCAAAGCAUUCAAGCAGCAGUAUCCGAAAGCCUACACAGACCAUCACAACUUCUGCGCCAAAGACCAUACCAAGUCUAAUCCAGUAUCCACUGGGACGACGCAGCUACUGGCGCCACGCGACGGCGACAAGCAACAUUGGAUCGGCUGCGUCUUCACAAGUGCUGGGUACGGCAAAGGCAAGGACAAGCCAGAUCAGAUCAUCAGGAACACCGUCAACUCCAUGCAGAUGCUGCUCGAGUUGGUCAGCCAAGUGGACGGGGAGAUCAGUGAGAUUCGAAUGUGCAAGAUCAACAGCGGGAAGUUUGGCGUGCCCUGGGAGAAGACCGAGGCGGCCAUCCACGUUAUCAAACUGAAGCCGGAGUGGCGUACGAAGAUUGGGGUUUGGGAACCUGAAGAAUAAACAAAGCACGCAGCAUAUGUGCAUAUCACUCCCAUUGUGGAAGACUACAAGUAAUCGAGAUAGCUG